GUUAGCCCACUGCAAUGUAAGCAUGCUAUCUUCUAAUAUAUAAUUGGAUUUUUACUGACCCAGAUUCAGACUCACUGCAUUGACUUGAAUGGCCUACUUAGAACAUCUACUCCAGCUGAUCAGACCAGCAUUCCUUCCUCUAUGAAGUGUACCUUUCAAGUCGUGCGCUGCCUUUUUAUUGCAAAAGUAGUAGCGGCAGGGAUGGCCAAACCUUUUCCAUUGUUGGUCACAGAAUAAUAAGGAGCCCGCUUCACUUUGUGUUUAUGAAACAUGGUAAAGCCAAUUCACUAUACUGUAGGUCAACAUGCUAAGCCGUUCAACAGUAUUUAACGAAAGAAAUGGGUCUAUUGUGUGCUGUAGCUUUUAUUUAUCAUUCUGCCAUACAUGUUGAAUAUACAAGGGUUGGAAAGUUAUUUCUCAAAGGCCCACAGUCUCAAUAACAAUAAUUUAAAAAAAAAAAAACAAUCAUGACUAACCACCAAAUCUCUACCAAAUGUAAAUCUCUAAGGAAUAAGUUAUUGGUAUGAUUGUGAUGUCGAAAUAAUUUGCAUUAAAAUAUUGUGUUAACGCUAAAAUUACUAUUAAAGAGCCUCUGAAUGAUUGGUCAUUAUGUUGCCGAUGGGUGUACAUAUGGUCUGACCAGCUCCUUGAAAUGUAUUGAAGGACUAACUUGUGGUUGGGACCUGCCAAUUGUGACUUAAGGUGGCAGCCCACAUACUGCACGUGGGCACUUUGCGUCUCCUAAAAAUAGGCCCGACUAAAGCCUCUUAAGUUCAAGCCACAUAAGUUGCUUUCCCUGAGUGCCAACAAAUCCUAGAGGAUAGUGGCACUUUUAAUGCCUGAAGGGUUGUGACAGGAGGGAUGCUUGCAGGUGCUCUCUGGGUGGUUUGACCAUGCAGGGUAGUGAAGUAGGCCCCCACGGUUUUUACAGGUGGGGCCUCCGGUAUGAGUGACCUGCUGGUGGAGGAGCUGGUGGCCAACACAGCGUACCUCAGGGCUCAGUGGAAGGACACCGAUGAGCUGCGAAAGGAGAGAACCUCCCCGACUCUGCCCCUGCCGAGGAGCUCCUCAGUUCUGCAGGAAGCGGAAGGGAAGCAGUACGAGUCGCUUUGUGAGCAGCAGCCCAUUGGCAGGAAGUUAUUCCGGCAGUUUCUCCUCAGCUGUAACCCGCAGUACGCCGCAGCCGUCGAGUUCCUGGAGGAGCUGGGAGGAUGGAGUUUUGCCGAAGAAGACACCGAAGCAAAGGCCAGACGGAACCUCCUCUUUAAAUUGUGUCGGCCCGAGUCCAGGAGUUUUCUGUCUUUUCUCAAGGGAGACGCUGUGGAAGCAUGCAAGCGCUUAUCAAACAACAUUGUUAAUGAGACCACACUGAGCCAGAUGAGAGAAGCCACAAGAGACUUCCUGCGCGGAAAACCUUUCUCGGAAUACCUGAGGAGCCCAUUCUUUUACAGGUUUCUGCAGUGGAAGGAGUAUGAGAGACAGAAGAUUAGUGAUAAAUACUUUCAUGAGUUUCGGACAUUGGGGAAAGGUGGUUUUGGAGAGGUGUGUGCAGUGCAGGUGAAGACGACAGGACAGAUGUACGCCUGCAAGAAGCUGGAUAAGCGACGCUUGAAGAAGAAAGGUGGUGAGAGGUUGGCCCUUCAGGAGAAGAAGAUCCUGGAGAAGGUUAACAGUCUUUUCAUUGUGAACUUGGCCUACGCCUACGAUAACAACACCCACUUGUGCCUGGUCAUGGACCUGAUGAAUGGAGGAGACCUCAAGUUCCACAUCUACGAGCUCGGAGAGCGCGGUAUCCGCAUGGACCGUGUGAUUUACUACGCGGCCCAGAUGACCAUGGGCAUCCUUCACCUGCACUCGAUGAACAUUGUCUAUCGCGAUUUGAAGCCAGAAAACGUGCUGCUGGAUGCUUACGGCCAUUGUAGACUGUCAGACCUCGGAUUGGCUGUCGAGCUGCCGAAUGGGAAAAUGAUCUGCCAAAAAGCUGGUACAACUGGUUACAUGGCCCCCGAGAUCCUGAUGCAGCAGUACUACAGCACAUCUGUGGACUGGUGGGCGCUGGGCUGCACCAUCUACGAGAUGGUGGCUGCUCGCCUGCCCUUCCGAGACUUCCGCGAAAAGGUGCAGAAGAGUGAGGUGACCCGGCGCACCAUGGAAGACCUGUGCAAGUUUCAACACAAGAGAUUUGACCCGGCUACCAAAGACAUCAUCUGUUGCCUCCUUAAGAAAAAAGCGGCACAUCGCCUUGGGUGCCAAGGUGAUGACCCACGAAAACACCAAUUUUUCAAGAACAUUAAUUUCCGUCAGCUGGAGGCGUGGAAGUUGGAGCCCCCCUGGGUGCCAAAACCCAACGUGGUGUACGCCAAAGACACAGACUACUUCGACGACACGUCAAAGGUUGGAGACAUUGAACUGGAUGCCACGGAUGAGACCUUCUUCGAAGAGUUCAGCACGGGCGCCGUGCCAAUCUCGUGGCAGAAGGAGAUGAUUGACAGCGGGUUGUUUGAUGAGCUCAACAGGCCUGAAAGGAACGGCCAUGAUCAAGUGAUGGCAUGGAAAUCAAAGACGUGCGUCAUCUUGUGAGCAUCCCAUCUAAUCCUCAAUCAGGAUAAGCUACACUUCUCCUGAAUACUUGAAAUGAUGCUGCUGGUCUUAAAUAGGAUCCUUACACAAUAAGUACCUCUAAUAACAUUCAAAUUACAAUCAUCCUCAUUUGAUUGAAAGAGUUUGAUAGCAACUUCAAUGUUGCUUUUCUCUUUAAAUCAUUAUUGUGCCAGUCCCUACAGUUAAAUGCUCCCCCCCCCCCCCCCUCUCUCUCAGCAUGUUAAAAUGUGUCUUUUUUUUGGGGAGACAGAUGAAAACCUUGUUGGAAACAUGCAGUGUGUACUUUUCUGCAGCUAACUGCGGUUUACUGCUGCAGUAACUGCACAUUCAUACAGGUUGGUUUACAGCAGAGUUCCGAAUUUCAAGUGGAAACAUGGCGUAGUCUAUCACCAACCCAUGCUAAUGCAGUAGUAAAGUCACAAUUACACUUCUAGGCCUUAACUAUGACAUAAUCAAAUGAAAAUUAUGUAGGCUUAACUCAGUACAAUGGGAACUGACCGUGCCUUCUUGUGCAGUGUGUCAACGUAUUGAGCAAUACUGUAAAGUAGCACACGUGGGGUGUAGUAACACAAUUAAACCACCAGAUGUCGCCAGACGCCCGUGAAAGCCAUUCCUCAUAUAAUUUCAAGUUAUAAACGCUGACCUUUCCUGCUUUAAUUAGUGAUAGAUGUACUGUAAAAGGAGGAAAAAACAUGCCAAAUGAUUCCAUCUCCUUAUUGUUCUCCAGCUCCAUCCACACAACAAUCCUACGACAGAUAGUAAACAGAUUAAGGUCAGCAAUGUAUUGGCACUUUAAAUCCUAAAUGUGUAUUCCUUUCCUUUUAUCUAAUACCAUGUUGAUGCCUUGUUUUUAUAUAAAUACUGUGCUUAUGUGU
This is a messenger RNA of Phycodurus eques (leafy seadragon), 3476 nucleotides long. Its product is annotated as rhodopsin kinase grk7-b-like. Gene Ontology annotation, molecular function: ATP binding; rhodopsin kinase activity. The record is from RefSeq and is a predicted model, not a curated record. The transcript is spliced from 4 exons. Gene Ontology annotation, biological process: protein phosphorylation; regulation of signal transduction; signal transduction. NCBI's taxonomy places the organism in Eukaryota, Metazoa, Chordata, Actinopteri, Syngnathiformes, Syngnathidae. Gene Ontology annotation, cellular component: cytoplasm. The coding region runs from base 946 to 2580 and encodes 544 amino acids.